Messenger RNA from Fusarium sp. VM40, 4590 nucleotides. Lineage: Eukaryota; Fungi; Ascomycota; Sordariomycetes; Hypocreales; Nectriaceae. The record is from the annotation of a GenBank genome assembly.
AUGGCCAACAGCAACCGCAUCGAGUGGUUCUUUAGCAGAGCCGGCCUCCAUCCUCCUCCCCGUCUCACCCGCCUAACAGAGCCAGCUGCUCAAGACUUCCUACCCUUCGAGGCCACAAACCGAGACUUAGCACGCCAACUGCUCGUGCAGCAAAGAACAGCUGAUCCCAGCUUCACACCACCCGAGCGACAAAAACGACACAUCUUCCGCUCCAAGGACCAAAAGGCUGAGGUGUGCAACACAACGCAAUGGAGCUUCACAAAGCAUGAAGUGGCCCAGGCUUUUGACACAAUGAUUUCUCGGCAAACCCUUCCUCCUGCGGGUGUUGCGCAGGCUUUGCUACUCCAUACGACCCUGACAUCGUUGGAUGAACUAUGGGGGCAUUUUAAUGAUCCACAGCUGGAGAAAAAGAUGAAAAGACAGCGGAUGAGUUUGAAUCCGACUGAGUUUGACUCUCAAGGGAUGACGUGGUUGGACAAAGCGACCGCUUAUGAGAACUUCAACUAUAUCCUCCUUCUUUGUCAGACGCAAGUCAGUCAAUACGUUUUGGAUAGGGCAUUUGGGAUCGCACUGUCCAAGUCAUCGCUUCAGACGAUGAAGAUUCUACUUAGUUUCGGGGCCAAGGCGACCACUCAUCAAGAAUCCAUCAACCAACAAAUCCAGGCGAGAAAUUUGGAUUUAGCGAGCCUAUUGCUAUCAGCACCCAGUUCCAUAACAACAGAGAUUUGGAAAACCUGUCUUGAACAAGAGUUGGUCCGAGCAGAAGCAGGAGAAAUCUUUUCGCUGUCAUUCCUCUUACUACUCUUAUCCAACCAUCCAGAGCUGGCUUCAGACUUAACCCUUCUGAGUACACUACGGCUGCAGAACUUCCAAGCAACAGCUAUAGUACUAGCUUAUGCCUACUCCAGCGAAAUCUUCUUCAGUGUCCGCCAUCAAGCCAGUGAGCUCGUCUCCUGUUACGAAGACGCCAGCCGCAGAAUGGCCUUCUUCACACUACUAUCUGAGUCUGGACUUGUCAGCGAUAACCUGAUUCUUCGCGAGGAGCUUGUCAAAGACGUACUCGCUCGACACCUCUUACUCGUUAAACUUCUCGUCCAAGCCGGUGUUGUCAUUGACGCCCCACCACAUAACGCUCUGCACUGGGCAGUUGGACAACUAGACUUUGAGAUGAUGGAGAUUCUCAAGCACGGAACCUUCUCAUCCCCACCAGCACAGAUACUAAACUACCUACCCGAAAAUAUCCCAGAGCAUGAUAUGAUCCAGUUUCUGAAAGUGUUCGGUCACAUGAGCAUGGCGGGACGUGUGCUUGACUUUCAUCUUGUACGCGCUGUACAGAAGAAGCAGAUCGAUCUGGCUGCAACUCUUCUACAUUGCGGAGCGUCGGUAGAAACUGGAAACGGCGCUGUGAUACAUGCAGCCUUAGAAUCCAACGACUUGGAUAUGCUUGACUUGCUAUUGAAAGUUGAAUGUCCACCCGCUAUUCUCUCAAGUGCCAUCCCGCGCGCCAUGACGAUACUUCCCAAAUCCACAAGGCUAUCUGUAAUGAGAGCUCUUGUCACGAAAGGGGUCGAGAGCUCAGCUCUGGGGACGGUUCUACAGAAGUUGAUGUGUGAAGAUAACAUCAUCGAUUAUGAGUUGGUCAAACUUCUCCUCAAUCACGGCGCGCCGCUAGGACACACCACAGAUGUGAUAGACUCCCCCAUUGUCCAAGCUACCACCAGAGGAGACGUCCUAGUCCUCAAGCUCCUCUUGGACGCCAGCCCCGACCACGAGUCUCUGGCCGCUGCUCUUUCCAUCGCAUACAACAGUAUCGAGACUUUGGGAAAUGAGGUCGGGCUUGAGAUCAUGACUCUUCUCCUCGAGAAAGGGGCAUCUGGCCCUGAAGUACACGAGACCUUACUGAAGGCGACAGCAGAUGGUCGAGUGGGAUUUGUGCAUCUACUUAUUGACCACGGCGCUGAUGUCAACUACUCUUCUGGCGAAGCCUUUGCGCAAGCCGCUAAGAUGGAAAACCUAGCGCUUUUGGAACUCUUGUGUUCAUCUUUUCCUCCCAGCCAGGAGAGCGUUGAUACAGUUUUACCAAAGAUUCUCAACCCCGAGUUGUACAAUCCGACCACGCUCGAGCUCUUUCUCAGUGCUGCAUCACGAGGUUCUCCAAGAUCGUCCCUCAGGUCCGCGUAUCCUCUUAUCGAACGACAUCCACAACUCGCAGAGAUCUUACCUUGUCUUGUAAGACAUGGUUUGGAUAUCAAUGAGGAAGAUGGUGCGGUAGUUCGCUUGGCUGUAGAGGGACAGGACCUACACCUUCUGAACGCAGUCGUCGCAUUGGAUCCCACUGUUGAGACACUGCGCAAUGCUUUCGAUGUGGCUUCCCAGAUCGAUACCCCAGAAAUUAAACUAAAGAUCAUGAGAAAGCUACUCGACAAGAAAUCUCCAGCCGAGAUUGGGCAGUCAAAGAUUCUCUUGCAAGAAACUCAGAUAGCUUUGAACGGAAGUAUGGACGGUCUAUGGCUCUUACUCGGCCACAAAGCUGAUGUCAACUUCAACACCGGCGAGGCUAUCCAAGCAGCAGCCUCAAACGCAGCAGGAUACCCGAUCAUUCUCAACAUGCUACUAUCAGCCGGGGCAUCAAGCACUACUGUUGAAGCUGCAUUCAAAGCUGCAAGUUGUGCAGACACGUCGCCUCACGUCAAACUGGGUGUAUUCGGUAGUUUGUUUGCGUUCAACAAGGAGAUCUCAGUCGAGGUUGUUUCUAGAGCUUUGGCCAAGGUUAUGGAGAUGCAUCCUGAAGAUGAUCACUUGCCCGGAAUAUUGCUUGAGCAUGGUGCACGGGUUGAUCUUCCAAUAUUAAAGGCCGCAGCGGAUGCUUCGCCUGGGGGAACCUUCCAGAGACUGAUCUGUCGCCUCGAUGAUUUGGCUACUCGUAGCAGCAUCUUUCAGUAUGUGCGGGACCAUGUUAUAAUGGAUCCGGCACAGAAACAAGAAGCCUAUACCACUCUAUUGAAGCAAGGCGUUGAUCAAUCUCGAGUAUCGGAUGCUUUAAUAGAUACAAUCAAGAACGACCCUGAUAACCUAGAGCUCCCUAAACUACUACUCGACCACGGUGCUCAACUCAAUCACGGAGGUAGCGCAGCCUUCAUUGCAGCCUUUGGUUUCAGACACCUCACAAUGGUCGAACUUCUAUGCUCCUAUCUAAAGAAGGGAGAGCAUGAUGGGGCAGCCGAACUUGUUUUCGAGCACCCAUACCUUCGAGAGAAUCCAUGUGUGGAUCCGAUCAUUCGAGCAAGCAUAUAUCGCAGUGUUAUCCCUUGCAACAUCGACAAGAAAGAUCUUUAUAGGUUUCUUGUCUACACACUGAAUUCCCGAAGCGCUAUCCUCAGUAUCGUGCGACUCCUUCUUGAGAAUGGCGCCAACCCCAACGAUGAAGAAGGUCACUGCUUCUACCUUGCGGCACGAAAUAAGCUAGAUUCCCAUUUCCGAGCCAUGUGUGAAUACGCAGAUCUAUCCGUUGUCCUUCCUACACUUCUGCGGCGUUUUGACAAAGAGACUCAUGUAACCCGCUGGUUCCGCAUCUACUUCGAUGUGCGGAAGCUUGAGGGCGAGAACGAGGUACUUGAGAAGCUUCUGUUUCAAUGCAUAAGGAAGUUCAAGGAUGGCGACAUGCUUCUUGGUUUGUUGCUGGACAUGGGCUUGUCGAGUGCGGCUAAGAUUAAUUACCAAAUUCGAAAUGAAUGGGAUCAAGAGGAGAUCACAAUACUAAUAUGGGCUAUCAUAUCUCCGCUCAAGGUCAGCAACAUGGUAAUUUUAAGACUCCUGGAAGAGGGGCAGGCAGCCCUUCCUGACUACGUCACGCCGCUCUCCAAGAUACCGACAGUCUUCUUUGCCCUCUUUAACAAGAGCAGAGAACCAGUUUUAAAGGCUCUGCUCAAACUUGAGGGUGCCGAUAACAUCCAUAGCACCAUAUCCGGAUCAACAUUCAGCUCAUUGGCUGCCCCUAAGAAGAAGCCAAAGAUGGAGUUCUCGAGUCUUUUUGAAGACGACGAUGAGAUAUCACCCCGCGAAGCUUCUUUAUUUCUAGGAAAUCUCGAAGCCUUCAAACUCCUCAAUACGUCCAAUACCCCUGACGAUGGAACAUUACACCUAGCCUCACUCCUAGCGCUCCCCGACUUCGUCGCCUGGCUACUUGAGAUUCACGAAGCUAACUACGAAGAAGAAAACUUCGGCUUCAUGGUUCCCCUCGCACUAACAUGUUUCUCCAAGCCCUUCCCCUGGUGCAAGGUAGCAAACGAGGAGAAAGAGUGGAUCAUCCGCUUAGAAGAGACAAUGAGGAUACUUAUCCCCAAGACAUUAUCGGGGUGGAGGUACAGACAGAAACUUCCGUUGCAUCUUGCGCUUGAGAAUGGAAGUGAGGUCACGGCGGCUAUGCUAAGAGCUUUAGAUGUUAAGGGGGAUUCGAAAGGGAAGUAUGUGUAUACGGAUAAGACCGGGAUGGAUUACUCGCCGUGUGAGUAUGUUGAGACGUUUGUGGAGGUCAAGGAUAAGGAGAAGAGGAAGAUUGCGAAAUGUCUCGAGGAGCAUGGACUUCAAUAA